AUGGUCAUCUACCAGGACCUCACUAACCACGAUGAGAUGUUCUCCAAUAUCUACAAGAUCUGGGAGAUUGCAGGCGGGCUGCGCCUGGAGGUAGAGGGGAAGAUGGUCAGUAGGACCCAGGGAAACACUGAUGACUCGCUUUUUGGUGGGAAUGCCUCCGCUGAAAGCCCAGAGGGCAAAGGUCCCAAAAGCACAGUCAUCACUGGUGGUGAUAUCAUCAUGAACCAUCACUUGCAGGGAACCAGCCUGACAAAAGGAGCCUACAAGAAGCACGUCAAAGGUGACAUGAACCCAAUCACAGGGUUUAUGACCGGGGCUGCAGAACAGAUUGAGCCCAUCCUUGCUAAUCUCAAGAACCACCAAUUCUCUGUUGGUGAAAACAUGCAUCCAGAUGGCAUGGUUGCUAUGUUGGACCACCGUGAGGAUGGUGUCAUCUCCAUAUUGACUUUUGUUAAGGAUGGCUUAGAAAUGGGAAAAUGUUUCCAUUUGGAGCUGUCACCUGUCAUCAUUUCUGGCUGCUGCUUGUCAUCCACACACCAGGACUAG
Myotis daubentonii (Daubenton's bat) is the source of this 546-nucleotide messenger RNA. Its product is annotated as translationally-controlled tumor protein-like. The record is from RefSeq and is a predicted model, not a curated record. Lineage: Eukaryota; Metazoa; Chordata; Mammalia; Chiroptera; Vespertilionidae. Gene Ontology annotation, molecular function: calcium ion binding. Gene Ontology annotation, cellular component: cytoplasm.